AUGGCCGAGGUCAGGGAGGAGCCCCCAGCGCCCCGGGCCGUGCGGGUGUGCCGCAUCUGCGUGGAUUUCCUGCAGAGCCCCGCUGCCGCCGUGGAGCCCUGCGGACACGUGUUCUGCCACGCCUGCAUCCAGCCCCAGGCCGGGCCCGACGCCGCCGCCACCUGCCCGACCUGCCAAGGGCCCAUCGGGGGCAUCCGCGUGCUGCAGGCCCAGGAGAGCCGCGCCGGGCUGGCCCCGCGCCGGCCCCGCCGCCGCCUCCAUCCCUUCGUGGGCACGACAGGACCCGGCUCCCUGGAGCAGCCAGCUCAGCCCCCUGCGGCAGGAGGAGGCCGGGCAGGGAUGGAGCCCGGCAGGUCGGUGCCGGCCGAGCUGAAGCUCCGCAAGCCCUCGCAGCGGGCCAGGAUCCCGGCGCCCUUCCUCGCACACUCGGACGGGGCGCCCGGGCCGGCGGGGCCCCCCAGGCCGGACCCCGCGGAGGUGGACGCGGAAUCGCUGGUGCCCACGCACGAUGAGCGGGGCCGGCUCAUCCCCGAGUGGAAGCGGCAGGUGAUGGUGCGGCGGCUGCGGGCCCGGCUGGCGGACGAGGAGCCGGCGGGAGGGCAGGUACGAGGGGCACGGGGAGCACCGGGGGAGCGGGCUGCCUGGAGCUUCUCGCCGUCCCACCAAGGCGUGCUGGGCCCGUUCGGGGAGCUGCUGACCGAGACGGACCUGUAUCAGUUGGAGAGGGCAGUGGAGAGCCUGCGGCUGCGGCGGCGCGGCGAGGUGUACCAGAGCGAGCUGCGGCGCCUGGUGCGGGAGCUGCGCGCCCUCCUGCCCGCCCCGCUGCUCAACAUCUCCGUGCGCAGCCCCCCGCCCGCUCCGGGCCAGCCCCUGCCCGUCUGGUGCGGCCGCCUGGCCGUCGCCGUCAACAGCCUGGCCGCGCUGCUGGGCAACAUGGAGGGGCUGCCGGCUCCCCGCGCCGCCGCGGCCGUGCCCGCCGCUCCCUGCGCUCUCCCCGCGGCCGCCGGGCAUCCCCGGGAGCCGGGGGGCAGCCUGGCGCAGCGGGAGAUCCGGCAGUGCGGGGUUUGCGUCCGCAGCCUGCGCGGCGCCUUCGAGCCCGCCUGGGGCGCCGCGGGCAGCGCUCCGGCCGGGCCCCGCGAGGCGGAGGCCGCCAGCGACUCGGGCAUCAGCUGCGAGGAGGCCUUUUCCGACGGCGGCUCCCCGCGGCAGGGGAAGCGGCAGGGGCCGGAGUGGGGCAGCUUGAGGAAGGAACGGAUCGUGAUGCUCUUCCUGAGCCACUGGAGACGCUCCGCGUACGCGCCCUUACGGCCCGCCGGGGACCCUCGGGAGACACGAGCGGCCAUCCAGAAGCUGCUGAACGGCUGGAGGGACGCCGCCUCCCGCCGGCCCCCGCCGCCGCCCCCCGCCCGCACCCUGCUCUCCCCGGAGCAGUUCGUGUCGGCGGCGGGCGGCGGCCCGGCCGAGUACGAGAGCCUGUCGCUGGAGCUGUUCAUGCUGGGCUAUUUCCGCAUCUUGGAGCAGGACCUGUCCCCCGAGGAGCGCCGAGGCCGCCACCUGCUCUGUUUCGAGGUGUUCGAGCAGCUGGGCCGGCACGGCUGGCGGGCGGUGCGCGCCUUCCACCGCGCCGUCAUCGACGAGAUCGCGGCCGGGCGGCGCGGCUGGCGCGACGGCUUCGACGACAUCAAGGCUCGGUACUUCGGGACUCCGCACGGCCCGGGCCAGCUGCCGGGGCUGCCCGGCGACGAGGGGGACGAGAUUUGUCGCUACAUCGAUCGCAGCUUCGCCUUUUGGAAGGAGAAGGAGGCCGAGAUCUUCAGCCUGGAGGAGUGA
Messenger RNA from Melospiza georgiana, 1830 nucleotides. RefSeq names its product espin like (gene ESPNL). Gene Ontology annotation, cellular component: cytoplasm. The transcript has 6 exons. Gene Ontology annotation, biological process: actin filament bundle assembly. Bases 1 to 1830 code for a protein of 609 amino acids. Gene Ontology annotation, molecular function: actin filament binding. The record is from RefSeq and is a predicted model, not a curated record. Lineage: Eukaryota; Metazoa; Chordata; Aves; Passeriformes; Passerellidae.